UCUCAAAGCGUAAACUAUUGUAUAUUCAUAUCUACUUAUUGUUUGGAGCAUAGUGUUCAGUCUUAUUGGAAUGCAGUUCUAGAGUAAAACGAAUUUUUUACGAUAUGUGUAUCCGCAUUGUCUAGAAAUAGGUUUAGAAAACGCACAAUUACAAUAUUUAUAUAUAUAUAUUUGUGUAUUUAGUGGGAUCAUUCCUCCAUAUACACCGCAUAUUCAGACUACAAAGGACAUUUGUUCUUAAUAACGCUUUACUGCAGCAAAAAGAAAUUAACAUGCUUUUUGGCUAAAGCAGCAGGAUCACAGUCUUGUAAGUAGGAGUGCUAUUCCCAACUUACAUUUCAUCUUCCACAAUUUUUCACGAGGAACCGCCUGGUUAGUUUGUUAUUCAUUGAUUAAAUUGAAAUGGUGUAACUCAUAUUGGGUGAAUCUAAAAUUUGACUAUAUUUUUGUGGGAUUGUUUUUUCGGCGUUAUAUCCUUAAGUGUAGGUCGGCAAGUUAUAAAAAUAUUUAGCAAUUUUGUCAAUUUUCUCCAAGCCAUAUUUUCUCCCAUUCUGUUAAUAUUUUUUAACAAAUAAGUUUAAAACAGACAACCUAUUUUCCUCAGACAGCCUCCUAGGAGAUAAGGAAAAAAGCGAAUCUAAAAAGACAGCCAUAUGGAUUGGAGUAGGUUCGGCACUAUUUCUUCUUCUGCUGAUUGUGAUCAUUUGUUGUUUGGUAUGGAAAAAGUAAGUGCUUAUCUAAUUUUUUCACAUAUUUUCAGUCCUGGAGGUCCUUUCAGAAAAGAAUAGAUAUAAAUAUUUUCUGUACUUUUCCGUUAAAAAACAAUAGGAAGGCGCAGAAAAAGUCAGCUAGACAAGAACAGACGAGCCCAGAUGCUACUGCUCCUCCUUAUGUUAUAUCAAACAACAAUGUUCAACAACAACAAGCAACAUGCAAUAUGAUACCUCAUUCACAACCAUCACGAACACUAGAUAAUCAAAUAAUCCAGCAGUCUGCACCACUAAUGCAGUCUCAUGUUGGACAGGUUCAAUACCAACCACUGCAGCCACCGCCAGUUGCUCACCAACCAAUGAUGACACAACAGCAAAUUAUUCACCAUCCACCAGCACAAGUGACUCAAAUACAUCAGAUGCCAAUGCAAUCUUCAGUGCAGAUUAUUCCACAAACUUCACAAGUCAUGUAUGCUGUUCCAAAUUCUAAUGUCAUUGUGCAUCCUCUAGCCGCAUCAGUGCCAUAUGGUCCACAAUUUGUAUUCCCUGGAAAAAAAGGCAAAUCCAAUAUAAUGGGACAAGUUGCUAAUGGAAUUAAGCUGACUAACAAUGUUUUAGACCUUGCAGGUGGAAUUAGCGAUUUAUUUGGAUGAAAAAUAAUUACGUAACCAAGAAUAUCACGAUGUAAAAAUGUCAUGGCUUGAAAUUGUGCGAAUGUUAGAUAGUAGUAGAUAUUUUUUAUUGCUGUUGUUUUGAAUCAACAUAUAACCAAGAAGCACCAAAGUCAUAUGUUUAUUCAACGUUAUCAGCAGCUGGUCGAGGAACUGUAUUGUGCUCCGAAAGAAGAAGUGAUCAUAGGAAGUUUUUAAAAAAAAUAGUACUGACUGAAGAUGAGUCCAGACCGAAGAAAAAAAGACAACUUCGAAGACUAAGGGGCUGUCCAUAUGGGAAAUAUUUCCUCGGCAACCGGGUAAUUGCUUCAGCAUGAUAUCACGUCGAGAUCUCGGGUUGUUUGCAAACCCUUUACCCGCCUACCGAAAUCUCUGGUGCGCAUGAUCGAGAUCUCGGUAAGCGGGUAAUGCAGUUUCCUCGGUAGGCGAGAUAAACUUAUGUCGAUUCGAAAUAUUUCCCAUGAACAGCCUCUAAGAAAACUGAAACACCUAAAGGGUGCAAAGAUAUCAGAUUCUUGUUUCUAAACGCUGCUAGACAUAAUGGUAACAAAGAUAAUACAAAGACGAUCAUCGAUUAAAGAUAGAUCUCGUAUUUUUUAUUUACAAUAGUGGAUAAACAUUCAAACCUUAUUUUUCGCAAGGACUUGUUUUUACGUAGGAAAUGUUUCACGAGAAUCUAAUUUUGGCCACAAUUUAACGAAAUUUAAUUUAAUUACAUUAGAUAUACAAGCAUACAUACGUGGUAUGCAAGAGGGAGUUUUUAAGUUAAAUUUUCAGGUCUUUCUACGGGCCGGUUGAAUAUUUUUAUUGGACAGAAAUAUAUUCAUCACUAUUGAUGAACUAAUAAGUUACCUUACUACACGAAAUGUGGAAUUAAAUCAGUAAUUAACGCAAAUUCUCAUUUCAAUAUGCCCGGAAAAAACUGAAAAUGUCGAUCUCAAAAAAAGGCGAGCAGAAACCCCGAGUAUAAAUUGAACAAUGUGACUAAUCGUUUCGGAGACCUUUUUAAUUUAUCUGUGAGUUGUUUACCAAGCUUGGCCACAUGUUACUCUGGUAAACACCUCAUAGUUUAAUAAUGUUUGUUAGGGUGAGUGAAACCACUCGCUCAAAUAUUCGGAUGAAAAGCGCUUUCCUGUACAUGAACCACGUCCGCAAAGAGCAAUAGAAUUAGCCGCAGAAAAAUCGUUUGAGGCCCAACGUAAUUUAUCCUACCUUAACUACUCCGAUUUCCCGGUGGUAAGAAAAAUUAUGCUGGGUCUCCUGGCUAGGCAUUUCAACAUCAAAACGCUUAGCUAUGCUUGUUCAACGAUUCAAUGCAAAGGAUUAGCUAACAAAGCAGGUAAAAGUACAGUCAGAAAAAACAUUGCAAAUUAAAGUCAUAACACAUCAGUCACCGAAGAAGCAAAUAGAUAUUUUUUCUCAUCAUAAAUUUCCGAAACAACACCACCUGCCAAAUAAGUUAAUCACAAAUAUUCUAAAACUUACAUUUUAAAAUUAUGAGCAUUCCUGUACAGACGAAAGCAGUUGUCUAUUGUGAAAAAAUUGAACACCUUCUUUUUCGUCUAAAUUCGAAGAAUAUUUAGGAAUGAACUUUCAAUACAAAAUUACUGCAAAGU
Messenger RNA from Hydractinia symbiolongicarpus, 2997 nucleotides. RefSeq lists its product as uncharacterized. NCBI's taxonomy places the organism in Eukaryota, Metazoa, Cnidaria, Hydrozoa, Anthoathecata, Hydractiniidae. The transcript has 2 exons. Bases 938 to 1363 code for a protein of 141 amino acids. The record is from RefSeq and is a predicted model, not a curated record.